This is a messenger RNA of Sporothrix schenckii 1099-18, 1218 nucleotides long. RefSeq names its product agmatinase. The coding region runs from base 1 to 1218 and encodes 405 amino acids. The record is from RefSeq and is a predicted model, not a curated record. Lineage: Eukaryota; Fungi; Ascomycota; Sordariomycetes; Ophiostomatales; Ophiostomataceae. The transcript has 2 exons. Gene Ontology annotation, molecular function: agmatinase activity; metal ion binding.
AUGCACACGCCUACACUUCUCGCCACCGCGCUCGCCGUGGCUGCGGCCGCGCACGGCGACCACGACAGCCACCAGACGCCCCUUGAGCCCAUCGAGGGCCCGCUGCAGUCGCUGUGGUACAACCGGCUGCCGGGCGACGGCGGCACGCAGGCGGACUCGGUGUUCUCGGGCAUCACGACGUUUGGCCGCCUGCCGUACCAGCCGUGCCUGGCCGACCGCAGCGUCCAGUACGACAUUGCGUUUCUGGGCGCGCCGUUCGACACGGGCACGUCGUACCGGCCGGGGGCGCGCUUCGGCCCGUCGGGCAUCCGCCAGGGCUCGCGGCGCCUCAACCUGUACGGCGGCUACAACGUGCCGCUGGCGACGAACCCCUUCAACAGCUGGGCGACGGUGCUGGACUGCGGCGACAUCCCCGUGACGUCGUACGACAACACGUACGCGCUGCAGCAGAUCGAGGCGGGCCACCACGCGCUGCUGAGCCGCGCGCCGGCGACGGCCGCCGGCGACGCCGGGCCCGCGCGCGGCGGCCGCACGCUGCCGCGCGUCAUCACGCUGGGCGGCGACCACACCAUCACGCUGCCGCUGCUGCGGUCGGUGCACCGCGCGUACGGCCCCGUCAGCGUGGUGCACUUUGACAGCCACCUGGACACGUGGCGGCCCAAGGUCUUUGGCGGCGCGCCGUCCGAGGCGGCGGCCGUCAACCACGGCACGUACUUUUGGCACGCCGCGCAGGAGGGCCUGCUGCGCAACGACAGCAGCAUCCACGCCGGCAUCCGCACGACGCUCAGCGGGCCCAGCGACUACGACAACGACGGCUACUGCGGCUUCGAGAUUGUCGAGGCGCGCGAAGUCGACACCAUCGGCACCGGCGGCAUCGUCCAGCGCAUCCUCGACCGCGUCGGCACCCGCAACCCCGUCUACCUCUCCAUCGACAUUGACACGCUCGACCCGGCCUUUGCGCCCGCCACCGGCACGCCCGAGACCGGCGGCUGGUCCACGCGCGAGCUGCGCACCAUCCUGCGCGGCCUCGAGGACCUCAAUCUGAUUGCGGCCGACAUUGUCGAAGUGGCGCCCGCCUACGACACCAACGCCGAGCACACGACCAUGGCCGCGGCCGAUGUGCUGUACGAAGUCAUGAGCAUCAUGGUCAAGAAGGGGCCCCUGAGCAAGUCUGUUGCGGGCGAGCCUGCGGGCGAGGUUCCGGUCGACGAGCUGUAG